This is a messenger RNA of Lonchura striata (white-rumped munia), 1299 nucleotides long. RefSeq names its product T-box transcription factor 21 (gene TBX21). Gene Ontology annotation, biological process: cell fate specification; positive regulation of DNA-templated transcription; regulation of transcription by RNA polymerase II. Gene Ontology annotation, molecular function: RNA polymerase II cis-regulatory region sequence-specific DNA binding; DNA-binding transcription factor activity, RNA polymerase II-specific. Lineage: Eukaryota; Metazoa; Chordata; Aves; Passeriformes; Estrildidae. The record is from RefSeq and is a predicted model, not a curated record. Gene Ontology annotation, cellular component: chromatin; nucleus.
AUGGGCGCGCUGGAGCCGGGCACCGGAGCCCCCCGGCCCGCCGCCCCCAUGCUCAGCGCCGCCGCCAGCUUCGCCAAGGAGCCGCCGGGCCCCCGGGACGCCGCCGCCGCUUUCUUCGGUGAUGGAGGGGGACCGGAACCGGGAGCCCCCCCGCUGCCUUACGGCGCUCCCGGCGGCUUCGGCGGCCGGUUCCUGGGGCCGUGCCCGCCGUACCGGGCGCCGCCGCCUCCCGCCGGGCCGGUGGAAGGUUACGCGGGCGCCGAGGGCGGUUUCGGCGGCGGGGGGGCCCCGCUGUGCCCCCCGCUCUGUGCCCUGCCCGGGUACCGGGCGGCCGGGAAGGUGCAGGUGAUGCUCAACAAUUACCCGCUCUGGGCCAAGUUCCACAAGCACCAGACCGAGAUGAUCAUCACCAAGCAGGGCAGGCGAAUGUUCCCCUUCCUCAGCUUCAACCUGUCGGGGCUCAACCCCGUGGCGCACUACAGCGUCUGCGUGGACGUGGUGCUGGUGGACCAACACCACUGGCGCUACCAGGGCGGCAAAUGGGUGCAGUGCGGGAAAGCCGAGGGCAACAUGCCAGGGAACCGCCUGUACCUGCACCCCGACUCGCCCAACACGGGCGCGCACUGGAUGCGGCAGGAGGUUUCCUUCGGGAAGCUGAAGCUCACCAACAACAAAGGAGCCUCCAACAACGUCGGGCAGAUGAUCGUGCUGCAGUCGCUGCACAAGUACCAGCCGCGGCUGCACGUCACGGAGGUGAAGGAGGGCGAGGGGGAGGACGGGUACCCCUCCCCGCACACCCACACCUUCGCCUUCCCCGAGACCCAGUUCAUCGCCGUCACCGCCUACCAGAACGCCGACAUCACCCAGCUGAAGAUCGACCACAACCCCUUCGCCAAAGGAUUCCGGGACAACUUUGACUCGAUGUACGCGGCCUCGGAGAGCGACCGCCUGACGCCGUCCCCGCCGGAGGCCGCGGGCUGCCAGCAGCUGCUGCCGGCCCCGCGCUUCCAGCCCUUCGUGCCCGAGCAGUACCCGCUGCCCCCGGGCCGCUUCUUCGGGGGGGACCGGGGGGCUGCGCUGCCCCUGCCCCCCAAAGACCCUCCCCACUGGUACUUCCCCCCGCAGCAGCCCCCCGGCCCCGGCGCGCUGGAGUACGGCGGCUACGACGGGGGGUACGGGGGUGGCAAGCUGGUGCCCUACGGGGUGAAGCCGCUGCGGCAAAAUGGCUCGGAAAGAGGAGGGGGGGAUUCUGCACCCCCAGUGCUGGGGGGACCAGCCCCAUGCUGGGCACUGCUGUGA